GACGAGCCCAACCGGGCAGUGCAUCGGGAGGACAUGCACCGUGCUAGCAGCACGUCCAUCAGGUCAUCUGCUUGGCGCGCGUUGGACUUGAUGUGUUGGCACCAGACGACACUUCCUCCAUCAAUAUCGCGCGCCUUUCCCUAGCACGUCACAUUUUGUCAGCCGAACCCCAUAAGAGCCAGUCCAUGCCGAUCUAGGACCCGAGAUGCGAUAACUGCAAACCUACAAAACAAAUAUGUCUGACCCUACGCCGGUCCGCCCGGCAACUCCGGAGAUAAUAGCUGCCAUACGUGAGGCUGCCGCGCACGAGCGACUCCUUCGUGCCGCGGCCGAAGUCAAACCAACCGCAGAAGAGAGAGCAGCAGAGCUAGAGGCACGAUCCGACGGCCUUUACCUUCGCGACUUAGCAGCGCACCCGAAGCGCGAGUUCCCCCACGGGGUCUUCGACCCAGAACAACAGCGUCGGUCUCGCCAAAGGCUACGUUGGUUGCCGACCCGUUUCUUGCUCGGGCACUACCGCCCCCGUGCAUGGGGCUAUACCAUCCUGCGAGCCACAUACGCCGACAACGACGCCGCCGUAGAUGCCGCUGUCGAUGCGCUUAGUCGCUUCAUGCGUGGCGAAGCCGGGCGCGAAAAUCGUGGGGUAACAGGCGAGCUCCAGCGACUCAAGCUUAACCGCCAGCUGCCAGAGGGCAUGCCCGACACGGCCGACGAGAGGCCGGCGGAGGAGUACUUCGUCAAGCGCUUCAACACGGAGCUGGUGCAGGACAAGAGCGAGCUCGACGGCGCCAGCAUCGCCCAGAUGUGUGCCUAUUUCCGUCGCUGGGCUCUCACGCGCUGGCACAAGGAGGAGAUCUACUUCACGGCCGCGUCGCCGCGGCUCAAGUCGGCGAUCCUCUUCGACGCAGAGACGGUCGCACACCUACAAGGUCUCGCGGCGCGCGGGCUCGUUGGUGAUCGGGACGUGUAUGAAGCGGGGAAGGAGUUUUGGGUCAAGAUGGUCGAGGCGGAACCGGAGAAGCGGAAUAUGAGGCCGGGCUUGUCGGAUUGUUUCCGCGUGCCGGUCGGGUUGCUGGAGGAUUAUUGGUUCGUAAGGGAUGCGCGUCACCCGGCCACUGAGAUGAUGUGGAAGACGGACGAACGGUUUCCCGGCGAGCUGUUCUUCACUACGGGAUAGACCUCUAGCACUCCCAGAUGACCUCUAAACACCAGCCCGGAACCUAGGCGGACUUAGAUGCACAACGAGGGCCGUGGACGCCUAAGCGGUGCAGCUAUUGCGCCAACCAAACCCAAAACCCUUAAGUGGCCUUUUUAACCGCGUACAUGUAGGGUGAGCAAUAACAUGACAUAA
Chaetomium fimeti is the source of this 1351-nucleotide messenger RNA. RefSeq lists its product as uncharacterized. The coding region runs from base 236 to 1177 and encodes 313 amino acids. The record is from RefSeq and is a predicted model, not a curated record. The transcript has a single exon. Lineage: Eukaryota; Fungi; Ascomycota; Sordariomycetes; Sordariales; Chaetomiaceae.